CUGUCUCUUAAGUGUGAGUGCUUAAGACAAACGCCUCUUCAGAAAGUAUCGCUUUUAUAACUAAAUACAUGGAAACUACUGGAUGGCUUACGUUUAAAUUGCGGAUUUUUUACUUAAAAUGCUUUCUUUUUGCAAAUAGUUGUGUUUGAAAGGAAGUUUUAGAUUUCUUAACGAGGUUGAAGUUUGGAUGAUUGUCGCUGGAGUUUGGAGUUUCAUGAUGAUCUUCAAUCUGACGUUCAUGAAAUGUUCGGUGGUGGUGUUCCUGCUGUGCUCGGGGCUGGCAUACUGUGGGGCAGAGCUGAGUGGCGUGUUGGCGGCCCAGUGGUCCAGCGAUGACAGGAACCGGACGCAGCGACACAGAACCUGUCUGGAGAACCAUCAGUACCUCCACCAGGACCUCUGCUGCCUCAACUGCCAGGCCGGUACGUUCGUGCAGAGGGCGUGUGACCGGGACAUGGAGCAGGGGACAUGUAUGUCCUGCGAGCAUGGCCACACCUACACAGAACACUCCAACGGGAUGAACAGCUGCCUGCCCUGCACGCACUGCCGCAAGGAUCAGAGCGAGACGGUGCCCUGUACCAGUACCACAGACACCGAGUGCCAGUGUCGAGCGGGCACCUUCUGUGUGCCAGAGCAGGCCUGUGAGGUCUGCAAGAGAUGUGCCAAGUGUAAAGCGGGGGAGGAGGUGGUGAAGAAAUGCACCCCCAUCUCCAACACUGUGUGUAGGAAACGGGACAUCUCUCCUACCCUCCACCCACCUACCCUCCCCACCCCCGCCCCCAGCUCACCAGAGAAAAUGGUUAUGCCAUUGGUCAUUCUGCUCUUGUUCUUCCUCCUCUCCAUUGGGAUUGGUUUGUGGCUUUGGAUCAAGAGGCCAUGUACAUUUCGGCCAGUUUGUCUCUCCGCUUCAGACAGUCGCUGUGACUCCAAUGAGAUCGUGAAGAUUCCCAUCGAUGAGAGUGGACCCACAGCAGAGGAGAGACAAAACAGCCAGAACGCCGGCCUGGAGGGGGAAGAAGCAGAGGAGGUCCGUCCCGAGUCACGUCCCCUGCUGCAGGAGACCCAGGGUGGGCUGAUCAAGGCCUCCCCUCCCCUGAGCCUGGGGGAGGACGAGGACCGGGGCCUAGGUGACAGCCUGCCCAACACCACCAGCUCCUCCCAGACAAGCCUGUCGGCCUUGCCCACCGCCGGGGCAGCCUCGUCGAGCAGCUCUCCCCGACAUAGCCCCUCCACCCAGAGACUGCAGCCCACAGCCGGGGAUGAUCCUCUGCAGAAGAAAUUGGUGCCCCUGCUAGGAGAGGAGACGUCCCUGAAGAAGAGCUUCGACCUCUACGACGAGUGGCUGGACGUGCGGAUCCACAACAAGUUCUUCCGCUACAUCGGUGUCAAUGACAACCACAUCAAGAUGGCAGAUAGUGCCCCUCCUGGCGACAAGGUGUACGACCUGCUGAAGAACUGGAUGCAGAAGGAGGGUCUGAAGGCAGACAUCAAUGUCCUGCUCCAGGCCCUUCUCAGCCUGGACCAGAGGCGCUCCGCUGAGAGCAUCGCCUUUGCUGCCAUUCAGAGGGGCUACUACAAACACGCAGACAUGCCCUGACACCCCCAGCCCACUGGGGGGCGCUGCCUUGGAGACGUGUGUGGAUUGCGAUUAAAUUAAAAACAUUGUUGAAAGACAACGUCAACUCUUAUCGGCCUAAAUGGUCUGAUGUAUUCGGCCUUCAGGCCAGUGCUUUCUUUUAAAAUGGAGGAGUUGGAGACGGACGUUGUUGUCUUUCGAAGAUCGGCGAAUAUAGUCUGCUGUAUUCAUCCUAUAGACCAGUGCUCUAAAACAAGACAAAAAAUUGAAAUGCAGGAUUUAGAGAUUCUUCUUACAAGAUGACAUCAACUGUAAUCGACCUAUAUGGCCUGGUAUGUUCAGCCUUGAUAGGCCAACACUUUCUAAAACAAAACAAAACAAAACAAAAAGGAGGAGUUGGAGAACGAUGUUAGCGGCCGUUGUGGACAGAUGUAAGCUGAGAGGUGAUUGGGUGGGUCUGGAGCUCACCUUUGAUCUAAAUGAUUUUACACCCUGCCCCUUCUCUAUGAGCGACUGACAUGGCUUAUAGGCCAAUACUGACCCCUGGGACAGGGACAUACACUGGUUUGUAGGAGUGGCAUUAGCUAGCUUUUUGUCACUGAUACUGCGUCUUCUUGAUGCACUGGCCUCUGGCACAUGUAGGGUUUAGAGCAACAGGUAACAAAUGCCCAUAUUAGGCAGAAGUUUGCACGUUUAAACUACAGGUAAAGAUAGACCAUUUAAGCACAACGCUGUAAAGAAAUUACAGUAAAAUAUGGACCAUACUGUAAAUCAUGGUUGAAAAUGCAGAUUGAUAUGAGUCAUAACCGUAUUAGAAGUUUUAACCACAGUUAGAAAUGGUCCAUUUGAAUAUUUACAUGUGUGUGUAAAUAUGUCUCAUACGGUAGUUCGUUACUGUUUAGAAGUUCCAGAAUUUGUUUAUGAAUUGAAACGUGCCAUAGGCUCAUUUAAAGUGUAUAAGUGCAGGUAAGGGCAAGGAAGUUGUUUCUUAUAAACGCAGAAGUGACUAAACGGAACGUUUUAUAGACUGCAUUGUUAGUUAUUUUGUUUUUCAGUAUUAAUGCAUUCUCACCCCACUGGACACAGACGUCAAUUCAACGUCUAUUCCACGUUGGUUCCAAGGGAUUUCAUUGAAAUGACAUGGAAACAACGUUGAUUCAACCAGUGUGUGUCCAUAGCUAUUUCUUUUGUUAGUCAAAUGUUUCUCAACAGUUCCUAAAAUCACUCAGAGCCCUGAAGGUUCCAUCAUUUUUUAUUUAUUUACAUAUUUAUUUUAAACGGAUGAUGAUUAUGUGUCAUUAUUUAUGCAAACACAGCAGCCCUGGAAAACUGAAGAGCACAGUAAUGUGUUGCUACAUUAUCAUGACUACAUUUAGCUACAGGGCAACAUGACUGAGAUCAAAUGGACAGGAGUGGCUGAACUGCAUUUGGGGUUAACCCUGUCCUGCUCGAUGGUGGCGCACUGAUCAAAGACUAUGUUCAGUGCACAUACGGUCAAAGAAGUUCAUAAUUACAUAUACCAUUUCUGCACAUAGAGUUUCUAAUUCAAGAGAGCCUUUCUCUCUGUGGUAGAGCCAGAACUAAAAUCCAUGAUUCACACUAUAGGAGCGACCCAAACAGUACUUUUCACAUUGUCAAGUACAGUUUGGCUUGGUAGUGGGAAAAGGCUAAUAAUGGAUUGAUAAAAAGUUGGACCCCUUUAUACAUGUCAACAAACAGGUACGCAAAUCACGUUGUUUCUCAUUGUUUGGCUCUGACAAGAAGAUGAAUGAAAGCUUUUCUGGAUAUUUAGUCCACGUUUAUUUCCUGUAGCGUCCUUUGUACAAACAUUUCUAAGAGUGUAUUUAUGUGCUUCACAAAAUAUACAUGUACAUAUUUACAGUUAUUAACAAAAAAAUUAAACCCUAAAAGCAGAAGGAACUGAAUGAAGUGUGAAGUAAAUAGUGUAGAAUAGACUUAACGAGGCCAUAAGUGGUGAAGUACUAGCAUAUGAUGUUAGACACAUUCAACUUAGCCCCUUUUUCAUUACAUUUUAUAGCUGAGAGAUAUGAAGCUACAGUGCUGGCACUGCCAUCUAUUGACGGACAAUGAAAGAACAGCCUGCAUCAAUUUCUAGGGACCUUAUUUUUUUCUUCAUAAUGCUUUUCUACAACCUUUUUUAACACAUCCCUUCCAUUACUAUAUUACCGUUGAGACUGCUUUUGCCUUUUUUUAACGAAGUCUUAGGAGUUAGGAUUAUAAAUUGGCGUUCAUAUCAUGUUUGCACUCUGGCAAUUGAUUUGAGAUUUUCUUUUUUUCUCUUCUUUGUACUUUCUAUAUUUUACUACAAGCCUCACACUUUUCUAAUUAGUUGUUGCAUAGCUCAAAAUCGUGUCUAUACUGCCUAUGUAAAUGUUUUAUGAACAAAAAUGUUUUCUUUAUUUAAGUAAUUUUCUCCCUUAGACAAUUGUUUGCUUGUGUCUGGAUUUCAGAUACGAAUGUAGCAAAGCCAUUGUAUUUGUUUAAUGUCAAUUUGAAAUAAAUGUUUUGUACAAAUAUCCCAUA
Molecule: messenger RNA, 4120 nt
Organism: Coregonus clupeaformis (lake whitefish)
Lineage: Eukaryota; Metazoa; Chordata; Actinopteri; Salmoniformes; Salmonidae
Product: tumor necrosis factor receptor superfamily member 10B-like
Exons: 10
Coding region: 188-1597 (469 amino acids)
Biological process (GO): positive regulation of apoptotic process; TRAIL-activated apoptotic signaling pathway
Cellular component (GO): cell surface; plasma membrane
Molecular function (GO): protein binding
Source: RefSeq, a predicted model, not a curated record